UCAACUGCUCCAGUCCCUCCGAUAUCAGAUUCAUACUUUGGCAUCAUCCAAGAGAAAUUGUGGCGGGAACCCUUCUGGCUCCUCAUCGCCGUGACGUUUCUCAACAAGACAACCGGUCGUGCCGCAGUACCCGUUUUCUGGGAGCUGAAGAAAAGAUACAUCACCCCUGAGGCACUUUCAGAUGCCCCACAGGAGGAAUUGGAAGCCCUGAUAUGGCAUCUCGGGCUGCAACGCCAACGAAGCAAGCGUCUGAUCAGCAUGGCACGGGCGUGGAUCGCGGCGCCUCCGAAGCAAGGUGUCAGAUUCAGAACGCUACACUAUCCUUCCAAAACCGAUGGGAAAGAGUAUAAGACUACCGAGCCCGUGGAGGUCGAUGCGGACGAUUGCGCUGGCGCCCUCGAAAUCGGGCAUAUUCCAGGCUGUGGGCCGUAUGCAUGGGAUAGUUGGCGGAUCUUCUGUCGUGAUGUCCUCCGAUGUGUCGCGCAUGACUACAACGGCAGCGAGGCGGAGAUUCAGGGAUUCAUUCCGGAGUGGAUGAGGGUCUUGCCCGGGGACAAGGAGCUUCGGGCGUGUCUGCGGUGGAUGUGGCUUCGUGAAGGAUGGAUCUGGAAUUGCGAGACUGGGGCGAAGAGGCGGGCUAUGGAUGACGAGAUGGAAAGGGCA
Molecule: messenger RNA, 663 nt
Organism: Neohortaea acidophila
Lineage: Eukaryota; Fungi; Ascomycota; Dothideomycetes; Mycosphaerellales; Teratosphaeriaceae
Product: DNA glycosylase
Exons: 1
Biological process (GO): base-excision repair
Cellular component (GO): nucleus
Molecular function (GO): DNA binding; catalytic activity
Source: RefSeq, a predicted model, not a curated record